Molecule: messenger RNA, 1299 nt
Organism: Yamadazyma jaroonii
Lineage: Eukaryota; Fungi; Ascomycota; Pichiomycetes; Serinales; Debaryomycetaceae
Source: the annotation of a GenBank genome assembly
AUGUCUUUUGCAUCAUUAUUCAAGGGAAAGAGGGAUGAAGUCGUAGGUGAAUUAUUCAGUGCUGAUGCCAAACCCAUUGAAAGGAAGUUCAGUAAAUCAGUAAGACCAUCAACCAAUAAAGUUGAAGAAGAAAUUGAGGAUACUGAAGACGAAAGCGAAAGUGAAGUAGAAGAGAAAGUCAUAAAGAAACAAAAGAAACAAGAUGAAAAUUAUGAUCUUGAAGCUAGAUACUUCAAGAAAUUAUUAGACGAAGAUAAAGAAGAGAAGGAAACUCCUGUUGAAAGCAAAGAAGAUGAACAAGUUCAAGAAGACGAUUCAAGUGAUUCAAGUGAUAGCGAAGACGAAGCCCCUAAAGAAAAAAAGAGGGAAAAGAAAGCUGAAACUAUUGAUUUGAAACAAGAAGAACUUUCCAAAGCUGAAAAGACUGUUUUCGUUGGAAAUGUCCCUGUCACUGUAGUUACUUCUAAAGCUAUCUAUAAGAAAUUUAAAAAUCAUUUCUCAAAGAUAGGUAAGAUACUGUCAAUUAGAUUUAGAUCCAUUUCUUUCAAUGAAACUUUGCCAAGAAAGAUUGCAUUUGCACAAAAGAAAUUCCAUAAUCAAAGAGAAACAUUAAAUGCUUAUGUUGUUUAUGAAACCAAAGAAUCAUCAUCAAAAGCUAGUGAUUUUUAUAACGGGAAAUUAUUCGAAAAUUUUCACUUAAGAGUUGACCAUAUCAAUCACCCAUCAGCCAAGGAUAACAAAAGAACUAUUUUUGUGGGUAAUUUGCAUUUCGAAGAAAUGGAAGAAAACUUAUGGAAAUAUUUCAACAAACAUUGUGAUAACGAUGUUGAAUCAGUAAGAAUCGUUAGAGAUUCUAAAACCAAUAUUGGUAAAGGUUUUGCUUUGAUUCAAUUCAAAGAUACUUUAUCUGUCAACAAGGCAUUAUUAUUAAACAAUAAAUCUAUUGAAGAAAAUUCAAGAAAGUUAAGAAUUUCAAGAGCUAAAGCUAACAGUAAACCUUCAAUUUUAUCACCAAACCACAUCGAUAACCAACCAAAGAAUAACAAGAAGAAUAGAUUAAUGACUAAAUUGAACGAUAAAGAAAAAACUGUUGUAGGAAGAUCAAAAAUUUUAGGUAAAGCUGAUCAAGCUACUAUUGGAUCAAAAGUCAUCAUGGAAGGGGAAAGAGCUAGAAAGGGUGCAAAAAUUGGUAAGAAACCAAGACAUGCUAAAAACAGAAAACCAAGAAUAAGAGAAAGAACUCAAAAAUUCAAACAACAACAGAAUGGAGCCAAAGGUGAAAGUAAACCAACUAAAUAA